Anastrepha obliqua is the source of this 3780-nucleotide messenger RNA. It is a transcript of the gene Klp54D, whose product is annotated as kinesin-like protein KIF12. The transcript has 10 exons. Bases 43 to 2226 code for a protein of 727 amino acids. Gene Ontology annotation, biological process: microtubule-based movement. The record is from RefSeq and is a predicted model, not a curated record. Gene Ontology annotation, molecular function: microtubule motor activity; ATP binding; microtubule binding. NCBI's taxonomy places the organism in Eukaryota, Metazoa, Arthropoda, Insecta, Diptera, Tephritidae.
UUUACUACGUUAAAAAGACCCGAUUGAAAAAAUUUUAAAAUUAUGGUUACACGUGCAUCCAGCGUCCCCCAUUUAAAUAGCAGUGGUGGCAGUAGCAAUGAAAGUGGCGUCGGUACCGGUUCUGGUUCCGGUAGUCGCCGAAGUCGACUAUCAAACUCACGUACACGUCGCCCAGGUAAAAGUUUCACGCCUACACAAGCACAAAAUACGUCUGUUGGCAUGCCACGUUCACGAAGCCUGACCCACGGCAUGCGGCGAAGUACUCCUCAGAAGACAACCAGCAGCUCCGGUGCUAUAAACUCGAGGAAUACUCCGGUUUUUUUACGUUCACGUGAGAAUGAAAUUGGUAGUGCAGAUACAUUGGAAAUAGUGGCUUCUAAGUCCACUGGCAGUGAACCUUCAACGCCAGAGGAUAACAUAAAUGUAGUGGUCAGAGUGCGGCCUUUGAACGAGAGAGAAAAGAGGGAUAGACAUGGAAUGAUUCUGCAGUUUCCUGGAAAUGGGCAAAUUAUUAUCGAAAGUAGUGAGGGCAGUAACAAAAGAUCACGAAAUCAAGAAAAUGUGCACGUGUUUACCUAUAACGUGGUUUUCGAACCUGGAGCUACCCAAGAAGAUAUUCUGGAUUAUUCAGGCAUCAAGCGAAUAAUUGAGAUGGCGAUUGAAGGAUUUAGUUGUACAGCAUUUUGUUAUGGACAAACUGGUUCGGGAAAAACGCAUACGCUAACGGGUCCGCCCGAUCUGUUUAUAGGCAAACCAAAUCCAAACGAUUCCCGGCAUGGACUAAUCUUCCGAUCGUUUUUGUACCUCUUCCAGUUGAUAAAAAAUCGCAAAGACAUCAACUAUGUGCUAAAGGCAUCUUUCCUUGAAAUCUACAAUGAACGAGUAAUCGAUUUGUUGAAUCCAGGUUCAGCAAAAAAAUCUCUUGCAGUCCGUUGGUCGAAGAAGUCCAGAGGCUUUUUUGUGGAGAACCUUUUCACAGUUGACUGUGAGGAAUUGGAUGACCUAUUAGCAGUUCUAGAAGAAGGUAUGAGAAACCGUGCUGUUGGCUCCCAUGCCAUGAACGAUCACUCGUCACGAUCCCAUACAAUGCUCACAGUGCACAUAAUUUCUGAGCAACAAACAGAUGGUGGAGUAUUUAUUUCCAAGCAAGGGAAAAUAAAUUUUGUAGAUCUGGCUGGCAGUGAACUGACCAAGAAAACACUUAGCGAAGGCAAGACGCUAGAAGAAGCAAAUAAUAUUAAUAAGAGCUUAAUGGUUUUAGGAUACUGCAUUGCUUCAUUGAGCGAUAGUAAAAAACGAUUUGGCCACAUACCCUACCGAGAUAGUCAGCUAACCAAACUACUGGCCGACAGCUUAGCGGGUAAUGGGGUUACGCUGAUGAUCGCAUGUGUCUCUCCAGCCCAAUACAACUAUGCCGAGACUUUGAACACCUUACGUUAUGCGUCGAGAGCCAAGCGCAUUCGCACAAAACCUGUGAUUAUGAUGGACCCACGAGAGGCGCUUAUACUGAGCCUGAAGCGUGAUAUAAAUGCUUUAGAAAUGGAAAAUGAUCACCUUAAAGCUGCACUAAAUUUACAUCAUGAGUCGCUCAAGUCGCAAAAUGGAACUCAACAGAAUGGUGAACUCUUGGAAAUGCAUCUGGAACGUGUUGCCACCGGCGGUGUUGCAGUACCGAAAGUUAAUUUGGAACGUUUGGUUGAAUUAGAUGGCAAUGAACUGGCCGAACUGGUAAAGUUAUAUAUGCAAGAAAAUGAAGCUUUACGGCAAGAAAACAAUCAUCUAUUUACGGUGCGAGAAACCAUACUCAGAGAUCAGGAAAUUGUAUGUCGUGAGAAUGAACGACUGCUGAAGAAACUUGAAGACGUCAACAAGGUUUGUGUUCGCUCACCUCUCAUACCAGCACAUUCAGCAAUAGCAGCCGAUUCUGGUAAUGGAACAGCAAGUUCGGAGAUUUGGACAAAUCCCCAGGAUAUAACGAUACAUGAGCGUCCUGCUGAAAUGGAAGGUCGAAUUUCUGAGAAUAAAGAUAAACGCUCUGAUGAAGAUCAACGUAAAAUCGAUCAGCAACGCAUCGCAAAAAAUAUUUUGCUCAUGGCGAAUUCUUUGCAAAAGAAACCUAUUGAGCGAAACGACAAAGAUGAACAAAACUCUGAAGAAAAAAAUAAUAUCGUGAAAGACAAUUCCAAACCGGAGGAAACAGAUUACAUGCCUGACAUGCUGAUAUAAGCGUGUAAAGGGCCGUUACAUAUAGUACCUGAUAAUGCUCAUCGCAACCCGAAGGAUCUCCACUUAUUUUUAUAAUAGCUGUCAACUGAGAUUUGAGCUUUUGGAACCCCGCACUUCAACUUUUGAUCAUGUUCAGGCUAUGCUUUCGACUAGAAGAAAUAGUUUCCACGACAGUCGGUUCUACGUUACCGAAACGACCCGGAUUUGUAUCCGACCAAGGACUGUCACUCCAGCAGCAUUCCCCGUAUGUAAGUAUGGGGAAUGUUUAUGCUGCUACAACAACAGCAACUAGUAGAAAUAUUUAUCAUCUUGACGCUUUUCAGAUGCUUGCAUCGAAGCUAGUCUCUGAUCAGACACAUUAAUAAUAGCAGGUGAUCUUCAAGAACCCUGACAAAGCUUGCACCCAAAUGACUGCUCCACUACUAGACUGGAGGUAUUGCACAAAAUUCGAUAGAUUCUAGCAAAAUUCAGAUCGAAAUGAGGCAUAAAUGUGUACAGGUACAUAAAAACAAAGUGAAAAGAGGCGAUUGCUAUUAACCUUCACGUUUUGGAGUAAGGUUAGUUAGGUUAUAUGAAAUUUCAUAUUUGGCUUUGUCAUAUUGUAUGAUAAAACUUUUCUGAUCUUGUUGAGCAUCCAGUCAAUCUUUCUAGUGAGAUAAACUCUACACUAUACCGGUUUUUUAGAAGACUGACACAAGAAAUUUUCAAAGGACAUCUGAUACAGAAAUCAAACAUCCAUUUCAUAAUUAGAACUCUAGUGUGGGCAUAUAGAUGUAAUCGAUUUUGACAAAUUUGGCAAGAUAACCAAUAUUCGUUCAUAGAGUAAAGUGCUGUCCACAGUAGUCAAGACGGUCCACCUCUUCUGAUUCUGUUGCAGCAGCUUGUCUCUGCAAUGGCAAUUUCAUUGGUAUAGGCAAAAUCCUGUUCAUCGAAAAUCGAUUUCACAGUCAAAUGCUAUAAAAGUGGUGAAAGACCACUUUAGCCCGUAUUUUAUGAACUGGUUAGAAAACUUCACUAGAGUUGUCCACUUCCAAACCUUGCAGGGUGGUGGUCAUGAUCAACUGAUAGGGACUUCUCAAUGAAGGUAAUCAAGCUAUCCAACUUAGUUUCCGUUAUCUUGCCUUAUCGGUAAGCCUAGUGGUAGUUUAAUUACAGUCGGCAUCCAUCUUGGGAGAAAUAAAGUUUCUCACUUCCCUUUCCAGUGAUUUAAGUGCAAAACAGGAUACUGGCAUAUCUAACGGCGCGUUAAGCAUCUUCACGAUAGACUUUGAUGAAGAUCUCAACGAUGAGCAAGUCUCUCCUUUCGAUAAUCAAUUAAAUCUGCAUGCGCCAUUUGUUGUUGUAAUAUUGGGAAGUCGAAAAAGUCUUUUCGUAUUUUGUCAAUAGAUGUCGUUGGAGUCACCUAUCUCCAGUGCUACCAAUCACAUUGUGUCACAUCAUAUGGUGUUAGAAAGGUGACAUUUUAAGCUUCAUUUAACAAAAAAAAAAAAUUAAAUUCGGAGAAGUUGAAAAAAAGUUAUAGCUGUUCAAAAAUUAGUGAAAAUAAUGAAGAAA